CCCCGGCGUCGCAGUUGACCGCUUCAUUGAACCUGUGCUGUGAGUCUUGAAUAAUUCGUCCCCUGGCUUGGAUUAAGCUGAUCUUGUACCAUACCAGACUCGCCAUGCAUAAUCUGAACACUUCCGCAGAGAACACGAAGCAACCUGCGGAGCACACCGUCAAUCCCACCGAACCCAUCCCGUGGCUCGACUGCGGCAAGUUUUCAACCAACGACGUCCGCCUCUGGUCCGAGCCGGAGCCCCUCACUGUUGGCGAGGUGCGAUUCAAGGUCCCGAGCUGCUACCCGCGAGCAGUCCUCCUGGGCCUGAGCAACAUCUGUAUGAAUAACGUGCGUAUCAGGGCCGAAGUCCGCAGCAUCGCAGACGACCGCGCGAUCGUCAACAUGGUCGCGUGGGGAGACACCACGCACUGGGAGACGGCAUGCUCCUGGCUGAGUAUCCCUCUCGACGACCCUGACAUCCAAUAUGGCACCUACAGCAAUAAGGAGGACCGCAGCGACGCCCAGUCCCAGCAGCUGACCUCGCGUCAGAUCGCUUUCGCGCGCCCCUACGCGUCACCGCCAAAGGUCGUCGCUUGGCUCAAUGCCGUCGACUGCGGAGCUGGGCGGAACGCGCAGGUUUCUGUCUACGCGGACGCCGUCGCGUCCGAUGGGUUCACGAUCCAUACUUGGUCCGACUCGCUCCCGUUCUCCGCAGGCGCGUCGUGGAUUGCGUACUCGGCCGGCCGCACGGACGUGCGCAGCGGAACAUUCGAGAUCAAGGACGUGCGCCCGCCCGAUAUGCCUCGCCAUAAGAAUCGUGGGCGCGUAUCGUGGGGCGCACCGCGGAUGGCGAAGCCGCCGCGGGUGUUCACGGCACUCAGGAUGUUCCAUUUCGACGGCGGGAAGAUCGUGCGUCUUGCCUCGAGUCAGAGCGAGAUCACGACUACCGGUAUGACCUGGAAUAUGGAUAGCUGGGAUGAGACAAUAUUUUAUCAGGCCGGACAGGUGUUUGUCGCCUUCGAUGACGAGUGCGCAGACUCUGAGUCCUAAACUUUGAGCUUCAGCAGAAAGGGAAUUGCUGACGAGAGACUCGAGUACAAAUAUAUCAUACGCGAGUAGUGUACAAUGUUGCGACCAACAUGUAUAGGCUUUAUCUGCGCUCGCUCGAGGGUGGUCAGACGACCUCAUGGAAGAUGUUGCUCAAGGAGGUCGUGAGCAGGUCUAUCGGGUCCAGCAUCGGGAAGCGAUGUGGCGGUGCUGCAUUGUAUUCUUGGACUGGCGCCUUUAGUUAUGGGGGCAGGCGUAAGGCUGAGGAGGCUGGUACAACACGUUUGUGCAAGCUGAAAGGACGAAGAUGAUGCCAUCGAUGCCAAAUGGUCGCGGUAUUGCGUGCAAUGCAGGUGCUCUCGAGGUACAGUUGUUGGAAAACUGACCAGGCAAAACUGGAGGGAUCGAACAUGUGGUGAUGACGGGGAUGUACGUAGUGGAAACUGCGAGGAAAGUGGGGACCUCAUUGAGGGGCGCUGUAACACACGAAAUGUCGAGCAGGAUCAGAAUGGGGAAAGGAGGAGUCACAGCUCACAUUACUCCACGUUCGGUGCUUCCGCAGUCACGAGCAAAGCCUCCGUGGCCUCCGCCAAGGACCGAGAUCUUAGUCAGACCAGGGUAACUCGCGACUGGAGGACGGGCGAUUACCGGGCUUCCGGCUGUGAAACCUAUCGCGUUCUACUAUCUCAUUGCGGCUUGGAAGAGAGGAAGUCCCGAUGAAGAGUGGCAGAGCGGCCUAAUGACGUGGAGGAUCUUGCGGCCUUAGAAGCCAUGGCUUCGCCCGCCCGCUACGACGACAUGUCGUGCACCCAUCCUUCUAAGUAACACAGAGACAAGAGGGAAGUGUCGCUUUCUUGCCGUGAGACAAUACGGUUGAACAGAGGAAUAGGUUUGGUCGGA
Molecule: messenger RNA, 1928 nt
Organism: Phanerochaete carnosa HHB-10118-sp
Lineage: Eukaryota; Fungi; Basidiomycota; Agaricomycetes; Polyporales; Phanerochaetaceae
Exons: 1
Coding region: 105-1031 (308 amino acids)
Biological process (GO): cell adhesion
Molecular function (GO): carbohydrate binding
Source: RefSeq, a predicted model, not a curated record